This is a messenger RNA of Zasmidium cellare ATCC 36951, 1944 nucleotides long. RefSeq lists its product as uncharacterized. The record is from RefSeq and is a predicted model, not a curated record. Gene Ontology annotation, biological process: transmembrane transport. The transcript is spliced from 5 exons. Bases 1 to 1944 code for a protein of 647 amino acids. Gene Ontology annotation, molecular function: transmembrane transporter activity. Lineage: Eukaryota; Fungi; Ascomycota; Dothideomycetes; Mycosphaerellales; Mycosphaerellaceae.
AUGGCGGAGUCGAAGACGGCGGGCGUUUUCGAGCGCGCAGACAACAACGACCGCAACAUGACCUCCAUCGAUGAGAAACACUCGCAAGAGUCGCAGACCUUACAUCUUCACCACACACGAGCCGACGAGCAUCGCCAUGGCACUGAGUCCGGCAAAGAAGUCAUCGAUCCACACGCCGGCGUCACCAAGGUCGAGGCCUUCAAUAAGAUGCUCAAAGAGUCCAAGAGCGGCACGGUCUUGCUAUGGGUUCUGGGAAUCUCCUUGAUUCUGACCAUGUUCGCCUACUCCCUCGAUCAAGGCACGACCUACAUCUUCAACGCCAUCGCAGCUUCAGCCUACGAAAGCCACGCACAACUCGGCGCCAUCACCACCGCCAACCAAGUUGUUCGCUCCGUCGCCAAACCCUUCCUCGCCAAGAUCGCAGACAUCACCUCGCGCCCGACAACCUACGUUAUCGUCCUCAUCUUCUAUGCCGUUGGCUUCACGGUUGCUGCAAGCACACACACCCUAACCGGGUACAUCGUCGGUAGUAGCUUUACCGCCUUUGGGAAAUCUGGUCUGGACUUCCUGGGUGAUCUGAUUGUGGCUGACCUGACCAGCAUGCAAUGGCGAGGCUUCUUUGGCUCCCUGCUGAGCUUGCCCUUCAUCGUUACCGUCUUCAUCGACGGCUUCAUCUCCGACGGCUUUCUGCCGGAUAACUGGCGCUGGGGUCUCGGCAUGUUCGCCAUCAUGACGCCAAUCUUGCUGAUUCCCGCGAUUGUUACACUCUACUUCAUGGAGCACAAAGCGAAGAAACUGGGCAUGGUCAGUGCUGGUGGUAGCAAGUUCGCGAGAACUAGUCAGCUCGAGAAGCAGCCUGCGACUUCUUGGCUCAAGAUGGCCGGCAAGGCAGUCAUUGACGUGGAUCUGAUGGGUCUUCUGCUUCUGAGCUUUGGGUUUGCAUUGAUCUUGCUGCCGAUCAAUCUAUACGGGCAGGCAAAAGGAGGCUUUGACAACCCAAGCAUGAUCGCGAUGAUCGUCAUUGGAUUCGUUCUGAUUGUCGCCUUCGCCCUAUACGAAUACUUCAUCGCCCCAACACCACUCGCAAGCCGAAACAUCUUCAUGAACAGAGCCUUCAUCGCGGCUCUUGGAAUUGAAUGCUCGACGCAACUGGCAAGCAGUGUUCACAGCCUCUACUUUGCAUCCUACAUCUUGGUGAUCCAGAACUGGAGUAUCUACGUGACGAACCUCUUCACCAACAUCACCACGCUACUGCUCUGCAUCUUGGGCCCUGUCACUGGUCUCAUUCUGGCGAAGACGCAUCGUUACAAGUCGCUCACUCUAGCAGGCGCCGUCCUCAAACUCAUCGGCUACGCCAUGCAACUCCACGGAGACCGCAGCACACAGAGCACCGCCAUCCUCGUCAUCUCCCAAAUCAUCCUAGGCUUCGGUGCCUUCAGCGUCGUCGGCGGCCGCGUCGCAUCACAGGUCUCCGUCCCUCACGAAGACCUCUCACAAGUUAUCGCGCAGCUCUCGCUCUGGUCCUCGCUCUCCUCAAGCAUCGGUGGCACGAUCGGCGCUGUAGUCUGGGAGAACGAGAUGCUGCCAAAUAUGCGGGACGAGUGUCCAUCGAGCACGUCGGCCGCGACUUUGAGGAAGAUUUACGGGUCUAUCAAGUCGUUGAGGGACUAUCCUUUCGACAGUACGAUCCGACAGUGUGGAAUCACAGCGUACACGCAGACGAAUGGGACGCUGUUCAUAAUUACUUGCUGCAUUGCGAUCUUGUCGAUCGUGUUCUGUUUCUUGUUGCCAGAUUACUAUCUCGGCACGCGCCACAACGUCGCCAGCGACACACGUCCAGAUGGAGAUAGCGCUCACGAAGACAUCGCGCACCGUGGGCCGCAGACGCAGAGCACCACGCUUUGGGGCCGCUUCUGGGGCUACUAUCGUAAAGAGACGAAUUAA